CAACACAUAAAUAGUUUUGCUUAAGCGUUAGCGACUGUUGUUUAACAGCUUUCAUAUCUAUCUAAAUCUUACUUAGAAAGCAAGUGAACGCGAGAGAGAUAACCUGUUCAGCAUCGCUUAACAAUUAGAAUUUAUUAAACAUGUACCAUCCCAACGAAAAAAACGUUGAUCUCGAGCGAGAUUAUUUGCCCAGUAUGCACUCUAAGAGAUUUCAGGAUCAACCGAAUCCCGAUUUGGCCGUGAUUGAAAAUCACUUAAAGCUUUGUGCGCAACACACCAAUGACCUCGUAACUAAGCAUGGCGUCAAGGUAGAAACCUUGAGAUAUGCUGGCGUGGAUGAUCGCCAAGUUGUUGAUGUUUACUGUAAGCCUGAAGCAAACAAUGGAAAGCUGUUUGUUUAUGUGCAUGGCGGCUACUGGCAAGAGAUGGACAAGGAGCACUCCGGGUCAAUUGUGUUGCCAUUGGUGAAACGCGGGUAUAGGGUGGCGGUAAUGGAGUAUAAUCUGUGUCCACAAGUGACGUUGACACAGCUGCUUGAUCAGUUUACUCAAUUUUUAUUAUGGGUAUUUGACUAUGCUGAACGAACGGCAACAACUGAAAUUCAUUUUGCUGGCCACUCGGCUGGUGCUCAUCUGAUGGCACAGUUGUUUCAUGUGCCGCAGCUAAUCUCCACAGAGCGACGCCAAAAGGUUAAGACUGUCUUCUUCAUGGGUGGCGUAUAUGAUUUACGUGAAUUAUGGCCACUAAAAGGUGUCAAUCCCAAUAAUCUACUUAGCUUAGACGCUAACAAUUGCAACGAGUUAUCACCCAUGCUUUGGCCUUGGCAUGCUGACAGCGCUAGCUGGGCGGGCACGCAGUCUUAUGUCCUAACUGCAGAGAACGAGAGCGUUACCUUCAAGGAACAAAGUCGUGAAUUUGCCAAGUUAUUGCAGGAAGCUGGAUUUUCUGUAAGCUUUAAGCUUUUUGAUAGAUACGAUCACUUUGAUAUAAUUGAGGAGUGUGUUGAGGAUGAUUCCACUAUAACCCAGUACCUCUUAGCUGCACUUGGCAAAGCAACAAAAUGACUUGAGAUUUUAAAAAUAACUCUGUAAUCUGAUUGAAUUUCCCCCAUACCCAUACUGCCUGGCUGAAAUAAAUAUAUUUUAUUGACAGAA
Messenger RNA from Drosophila busckii, 1154 nucleotides. Its product is annotated as kynurenine formamidase. The transcript has 2 exons. The coding region runs from base 141 to 1064 and encodes 307 amino acids. Gene Ontology annotation, molecular function: arylformamidase activity. NCBI's taxonomy places the organism in Eukaryota, Metazoa, Arthropoda, Insecta, Diptera, Drosophilidae. The record is from RefSeq and is a predicted model, not a curated record.